Molecule: messenger RNA, 515 nt
Organism: Centruroides sculpturatus (bark scorpion)
Lineage: Eukaryota; Metazoa; Arthropoda; Arachnida; Scorpiones; Buthidae
Gene: RpL24
Product: 60S ribosomal protein L24-like
Exons: 4
Coding region: 53-463 (136 amino acids)
Biological process (GO): cytoplasmic translation
Cellular component (GO): cytosolic large ribosomal subunit
Molecular function (GO): structural constituent of ribosome; mRNA binding
Source: RefSeq, a predicted model, not a curated record
CGAGUUGUGUUCGUUUAGUGGGUAUAAAAUUUAUCCCGGCCAUGGGAAGAAGAUGAUAAAAACUGAUGGAAAGACUUUCCAGUUUUUAAAUGCAAAAUGUGAAGCUUCACAUUUAAUGAAACGUAACCCACGUAAGAUAACAUGGACGGUAUUGUAUCGAAGAAAGCAUAAAAAGGGAAUAGAGGAAGAAGCUGCUAAGAAGAGAACCAGAAGAACAACAAAGUUUCAACGUGCUAUUGUUGGAGCUAGUUUAAAUGAUAUUAUUGCUAAGCGUAACAUGAAACCAGAAGUGAGAAAGGCUCAGAGAGAACAAGCAAUAAGGGCUGCAAAAGAAAAACAGAGAGCUUUGAAAUCUCAGAAGAAAGUUGUUCAGGCUCCUGCAAAGCAGCAGAAGUUGGCUCCUAAACAAAAGGCAGCAAAGCCUAUUCCUGUGAAAGCUCCCCGUGUUGGUGGGAAACGUUAAUUAUUGUUAAAAUUAUAAAGCACAAGAAUUAAUAAAUUUUGUGUAUAGAUGA